This is a messenger RNA of Trichoderma reesei QM6a, 2078 nucleotides long. RefSeq lists its product as uncharacterized. The transcript has 2 exons. The record is from RefSeq and is a predicted model, not a curated record. Lineage: Eukaryota; Fungi; Ascomycota; Sordariomycetes; Hypocreales; Hypocreaceae. The coding region runs from base 199 to 1755 and encodes 518 amino acids.
UUGGCGCACAGACAGCUGCAAACGAGGGUCGCGACUCUGCCACAGCUUUUCUUCUCCCCUCUAACGCGGUCAACAAGCGAUCCGAGUCAUAAACUACGAACUGCGACAGCGACAAUAGCGAUCGCGGCAGCGACGGCAGCGACGGCGACAACGAAGAAGCACUGAGCCCCAAGCCAGCACGGCUGAGAUAUAUCAGUCAUGAUCCUCCAUCCAUUCGAACCGCCAAACCCGCGUCAUCAUAAACAUAGGAAUGCAGAAUGGAGGAGGACGGCCCCCCACGAUAUCAAGCACCCAGACUUCCUUUGGGGCGACUAUUGGCGGCGGUACAAUACGAUGCAGAUCCCACUGUUUGACGAAGACGAAUACUACAACAUAGCGAUAGCAGUAGCCAAGGAGUCUAGUGGUCAGGAGGAAUUCGAGCAGAAAUUCGACAAGAUUAAUCGGCAGCAACGGAAGAAACUCACAGCCAUUAUGGACCAUGCCCUCAAGGACGCCCUGGCCAACGCAGAAACCUUCACGAGCAACGAUGCUUGGCUUACGGCCAUUUAUGCCUCUCAGACUGGCUGUCUCCAGUACUUUGUGCAACUCUUGGAGGGCGUCGUGUCUGGCAGGAAAGCGGCGGUGGUGGGAGCGGACGCAGAGCACGAGGCGCCGCCGGAUAACGAUAUCCACGAGAACCUCGACGCCAAGGCGCGGAACCCUGCUGAAGAGCAGACGAGGGACGUGGUACUGGAGGCGCGGGCCCAUGCUGAUCACAGCGGCUAUCCCUAUAUGAAUGGCCCUAUGCCUCGGUAUUGGGAUGCACAGCACCCCGAUGACUACGAACUAGAUUACAGGACCCGGAGUGAGGGCAGCACUAGGGAGCAAACGCCGAGUGACGAAAUAAUCCUCACAGGGCCUUGUGUUGAAUACACAUCGUUCACUUCUGAUGGAACGACCUAUGGGGCUUCCGAGGCCGUUAGCCAGAGCCCUCCAACACAGCAACUUCCCCGACCUAUAUCGAGCGAUAAACGUCUCUUGACCAAAGACAACGGAGAUGCGGUCCGAGAGGUACAAAUAAGCCCUCUGGGCGACGACGGAAGCGCGGCUUUGACAAAGAAGAGGGUUCGGCCAGACGAGGAUGCCGUAGUCCAGGAGCCCAAGCGUCGCAAACUGGAGCACAACGCUGCUCCCACCCCACCACGUCAAAACCCUCGGAAGAGAUCCAGGUCUGAUGAUGACGGCGAGGACAAUGGAUAUAAACGACAAAAGAUAGAGAGCUUGCCCUCUCCCCCAACGUCCCAUACCUCAUCCGCCGAAUCGGGAGAAGAUACUGCAGCAGAUGGCGUUCCCUCGACAAGUCCAGGCAACGCGUUAGCAAACAAUCAACUGAGGAAUCAAAGCAAGUCACUGGGGACUCCCGGAGCAGGCACCGCUCAUGGUAAACGCAAAUAUCGAAAAGGGGGUCCUGUUCUGCGCACCACGCGCGCAAAGGCUUCUCGGGCUGCUUCUCAGACCCCUCGGACCUACAGGUCGUCCCGAAGAAGCACAUCAUCACCACUUUGGGAGCUGGAUGCUUCAGGGCUGGGUGCAGCGAUUAGUUCGGAGAAACGAUGGCGCAUCGUCCGACUGACAGCAUGGUCGUUAUCCCGGCAGGGCUGGGUGCAGCGGCGUAGCUCGAGGUCAGGGACGCGGUGCCUGGGGCGGAACAUGGUCGUUAUCCUGGCAGGGCUGGGUGCAGCGGCGCAGUUCAAGCAGCGUCAACAUGUUGUUUAAUUUCCGAGGGCAUGGUCGUUAUCCUGGCAGGGCCGGGUGCAGCGGCGCAGCUCAAGGAAGACAACGACGCUUUUCUCCUUUCCUCGUGCAGCCUCGGCCCGGUCGUGUCCUCGUUGGGCUCUGUCCAAGGAUCUGAGCAGCAUGGACGGGGCGGAGAACACUUUUCAGCAUUCAUCAUGAGCGACUUUGACAUUUUUCUCGGGAAGCAUGGCGUUGGCCGGGUUUGAUACAGCGAGCAUUUUCUUCAGGCGUAUCUUAUCGGAUUGGUUUGGAAUGGAUUGGCCUUUAUAUACCUCUGGAGCAUCUAUAUAUUUUUGCGCCAG